GUUAUCAACCAGAGGAACUACCACACGAAGGUUAUCCACCAGAGGAACUGCCUCAUGAAGAUUGGCAAGCAGUCAACUAUCAACGUUCAUUAGGUGAUGGCUCCAACAAGAAUAUGGAGGACAUGAUCCGAGAACUCUCCACAGCCCUUUCUGGCGUCAAGCACGAGCAAGACUACAUGGAGGUCCGUGAGCGCAUUCACCGCUCCAUCAACGACAACACAAACUCCCGUGUCGUUCUGUGGUCUGUUUUCGAGGCCCUGGUGCUGGUGGCCAUGACCAUUGGCCAGGUGUACUACCUCAAACAGUUCUUUGAGGUCCGAAGGGUGGUGUAGAUCUGGAUAUAUUUUCUUUUCCUUGUUGCAUCAAAGGAAGUGUUCUUUUCUUCCCCUCUGUUUUUGUUGGAAGAAAUCAAAGUGCUUCAAAGUUGUAUUUCUUCCUGUGGUGUUAUUUAUGUCUGUGUCAUUGGAAUUGAAACGAUUACAUUACACUUCCUUUUUACUUCCUCUCUGUAACUGGGGUUUGCCUACUUGUAAACUCCUUGUUGUCUUCUUUUUCUUCUUUUCCAAAGUUAGCGUUACAAAAUCAAGGACAAACAAUUGCGUGUUUUUGUAAUUUAUCAAAAAAGACUGUAGCGUGGUAUUUGGUAAUGUUUGUAAAGCAACAAUUUACAAAUAACUUUUGAAAUAGUUCUUAUGAAAUUGGUAUGUUCAGGAUUGACCUUAAACAGAAACAAAAAAGAGUGAGAGAAACAUAAACCUUAAUGCAGUCAUUACAAGCUGCAUUUGCACAUAACUUUUUUUUUAUCAAUUUAAGUGGCAGUAAACUUGUGUUAGUUAAAGGUAUUAGACAAAUAGACAGGUAUGAGUCUUGUAGAUGUGUUGCCACAUUUUUUUUUUCACAAAUUCAAGGAUUAGAUAUUUAUUUUUUUUGUUUUUUGAGGUUAUAUUUGCUUUGCUUAUGUGUUAUUCUCAUUAUGCAGUGGCAUAGAUGUAAAUUUUUAUGUGACUAAUUUUUAUGGAAAAAAUAAAUAAAUAUUGUUA
Messenger RNA from Penaeus vannamei (Pacific white shrimp), 1040 nucleotides. The record is from RefSeq and is a predicted model, not a curated record. Lineage: Eukaryota; Metazoa; Arthropoda; Malacostraca; Decapoda; Penaeidae.